Molecule: messenger RNA, 1046 nt
Organism: Aphidius gifuensis
Lineage: Eukaryota; Metazoa; Arthropoda; Insecta; Hymenoptera; Braconidae
Product: hemolymph lipopolysaccharide-binding protein-like
Exons: 2
Coding region: 220-921 (233 amino acids)
Source: RefSeq, a predicted model, not a curated record
CCAUCCCGGAAUGCUGACCGUGUCAUCUGUGAAUGGAAACAAAUGCUGAUUUUUUUUUUUUUUUAUUUCUUUUUUUUCUACAGGCGCCACUGAAAUUUUGUGUCUGGCAGUCUGGAUGUGUUUAGUCUUCAAGUGACUUUCAAACAGUCAAGACAAUUAAUUGAUCUUUUUUAUAAAUAAUUAUUCUGUUUAUUUUUUAAUAAAAAAAUUUAUAAUACAAUGUUGUUGUUGUUAAUUUUGGGAUGUUUAAUAACAUCAACAAUUGGAGUACCAGUUGAUAAUGUUGCUGAUAAUACAAGUCAAAUUUCACCUGUCAUAUCAUCAACACCACCUUGUGUUAAAUUAGUUGAUGAUCGUAAUUUACCACAACUCAAUUUUCCAGUAUGUACAAGUAAACAUAGUAGUGACACUUUGACUAAUGUUAUAUUACAUGGUAUGGCUUGUACAUGUGAUCUUAAUAAUAAUAUUCAAACAAAAAGAGAUGAUUAUCAUUAUGUUACUGGUGUUGGAGCAUAUAAAAUUCAUACAAGAGGUACAACAUUUAAUAAUGCAAGAAGAAUAUGUGAUGAUGAAGGUGGUCAUCUAGCUAUUAUUAAUUCAGCACGUGAAGAACAGGUAUUACUGGAAAUUUUUUCACAAAUUAAUGUUGAAAAUUUUAAAAAUGUAUCAAAUCGUGAAGAAGCAUUUAUUGGUAUUCAUGAUUUAUUUGAAGAGGAUCAUUGGGUAACAAUAUUAGGUGAUACACUUCAUAAAAAUGGAUAUUCUAAAUGGAGUGAAAGAUGGGGUGGUCAACCAGAUAAUGGUGGUGGUGUUCAACAUUGUGGUGCUUUGAUGAAAGAAGGUGGAAUGGAUGAUGUUAAUUGUAAAGCUAAUUUUGCAUUUAUUUGUGAAAUACCAGAAAUUAAAAUUCCACGUUAUUAAUUUAAUUAAUAUACAUGUUAUUUUUACCAAAAAAAAAAAAAAAUAUAUAUAUAAAAAUUGUAACUUUAAUUUUAUAAAUAUAAUUUUUAGAAAUUUGCAUUAAUUUUUGUAUGAAAUUUUUUUAU